CCCGGAUGUCCGGUAGGAUCUAACACCCUCAUAAUUUCUACACUGUCUUGUUCGUCUCUCUCGUGUCAUGUCAGGGGCUGAUCCUCUUCAAAAAUUUGUAGACGACCGAAAGAAGAAAGUUCCCGGGAGAAAGAUUAUUGAGCCUCCAGGCGGCAAGGGAGAGGAUUUCCUCAGCAGCGAGUGGCUCGAGACGGGCGGUGAACCGACAAAGAAACAGUCACAAGAGGUGAGGAACCGUUCGACUGUCUUCACAUCGGAUGAGGGAGAAACGCAGAAGACACGUGGAGCUGCUGGUCCUCCACCUGGUGGGCACAGUCAUGGGAUAUUUGGUGGAGAGGAGAGGGAGACGGUGAGGACGAGUACGAAGGUAAUAUGUAGACCUGGUGGAGAAACACACAAUAUAUUUGGAGUCGACGAAGACGACGAAGAUGACAAGAAACGAGGAAAGAAAAUACCGACGAGUCCACCAUCACACAACAUAUUCAGCGGAGCAGAAGAGACAACAAGCAAACCCACCAGACCAUCACCCAGUGGAAACUCUUUCUUAACAUUCGGAAGCAGCAACACAGAAGUAGCAACCAAGACGAGUGACAGUGGCAUCUUUGGUGGAUCAAAACCCAACACACCGAGAAACAGCAGUCGAGUGUUGAAGCCGCCUGGUGGAGGGUCGAGUGGUAUUUUUGGAUAAAGCAGUAGACGGUGAAGAAAGCAAGAGAUAAGAGUAGUAAGAUGCUGUUGUCGUAUUUUUGAUCAAACUUCUCAUGGCAACACAAAGUCAUGAAAUAUUUUAUGGACGUAAUGCACGACAUCGAAUGUCUCAGUCAGGAAAAUAUGCGAAAUUUUUUGUCUGUGGCUGACAUGUUGGCUUGCUGUGCUCUCGUAAUCAAAUGUCUUUAGUCUGGUUUA
This is a messenger RNA of Corticium candelabrum, 906 nucleotides long. RefSeq lists its product as uncharacterized. The transcript is spliced from 3 exons. The record is from RefSeq and is a predicted model, not a curated record. Gene Ontology annotation, cellular component: nucleus. Bases 68 to 688 code for a protein of 206 amino acids. Lineage: Eukaryota; Metazoa; Porifera; Homoscleromorpha; Homosclerophorida; Plakinidae.